This is a messenger RNA of Castor canadensis (American beaver), 607 nucleotides long. Lineage: Eukaryota; Metazoa; Chordata; Mammalia; Rodentia; Castoridae. The record is from RefSeq and is a predicted model, not a curated record.
AUGUCUGAAGCACCGUCCUGCCCCAGGGAGGAGACCUCUGUCCCAAGCUGCAGCUUGGGGAUCCUGUACAGGGCCUGUGUCCAUAACGACCCCAGCCAACUCCAAGCCAUGCUGGAUGUUGGGGUGUCCCCAGAGGAGGCUGCCUACAUGGACCGCAAUGGGAGGACAGGCCUCAUGGUCGCAUGCUACCAUGGUUUCGGGAGUAUUGUGGCCCUGCUCAGGCGCUGUCCUUUCCUUGACGUGAACCAGCAGGACAAAGAAGGGGACACGGCCCUCAUGCUGGCUGCCCAAGCAGGUCACGUGCAGUUGGUGAGUCUUCUGCUCACCUACUAUGCGGGCCUGGACCUGGAGCGCCGGGACCAGCGGGGACUCACCGCACUGAUGAAGGCCGCUAUGCGGGACCGCUCCGAGUGCGUGGCGGCUCUCCUCAUGGCAGGUGCAGACCUGACCUCUGUGGAUCCUGUCCAGGGUAAGACAGCCCUAGAGUGGGCAGUACUGGCCGACAGCUUUGACACGGUGCAAAGAAUCCAGCAGCUGCUGCGGCGGCCCAGAGUGGAACAGCUCAGCGUAUUCAGGCCUGAGUGGCCAGCCGCUUGCCGCAGGCUUU